Peniophora sp. CBMAI 1063 is the source of this 1581-nucleotide messenger RNA. Lineage: Eukaryota; Fungi; Basidiomycota; Agaricomycetes; Russulales; Peniophoraceae. The record is from the annotation of a GenBank genome assembly.
AUGGACCCUGCAAACGAACAAGCACUGAUUGACCUUGAAAUCUUGAUAGCGGAGGCGUCACGGUCUCAAGCAGCAGGAGCGGGUGCUUUGUCGGCUGCCGAGGUCUUCCGCCUGUUCCACGCAGCCUGCAGUCUGCGAGUGAAUGGCCGACUUAUUCGCGGGGAUAGGAAUAUAUUUGCGGAGGCUAAUGCCAUAAUGUGCGAUUGGGACGCUUGGCCAAUGCCAAACAUAGAUGCUGCAACAUGGACGACCGUACUAGAUUAUCAACUUGACGAGAUUAUGCACGCUAUACUCCUACGUGACGAUUUUCUGAAGGAGGGUUUUCCUGUCAUCGGCGCGUUUUUCGAGACUUUAUCCCGCAUCAUUGGUGUCUUUCACCGUUAUAGCCAUGAACGCGGUGGGGGGCGCGACUUGGUCGUCGUUCAGCGGGUUGCCGCGCGCUCGACUGAUAUAAGCGAGCACAUAUGGAAACACCGCGAGAGCCUAGCUGGCCUAUGGACGCCCUCUAUUUGGCCCGAUCCUGACACCUCCCGAGGAGCAUACAUCCUUCCUCUUGUUUGCGCGUAUCAGCACUGCGUCGUACAAGCGGGCACACCUCCCGAAUUUUCAUCACUCAAACUGUUUCUAUACCUGUGGGUAUCCUGUCCGGAUCAAUGGCACCCGAGUACGAUGGAUCUUGCCUUUGAGUUCCAUGGUCGAAUCAUCUGCGAAGGCAGUGAGGACUUGAUCGCAGCAUAUAUUCAAGAGGCCAUAAUGGAUACAUUCGGACCGGACCUUUUCUUUCAACGCGUCCUACAUGAUCUCAAGCAAGAACGUAUAAGUGGCCGGUACCGAGGAUCACUCAUCCAGGCUUUGGAUGUUCCGGGAUUGCAUCCACUGAUGCUACCAUACUUCCCAAAAUAUCCUUGUCUGGACGCAGUGGCGGCUUCGCUGGAGCAGUACGGCCAUGAUCCGGACCCUGAAACUCGUAUAUUGGUCUGUAGGAAUACUUCUUACCUUGUGCGUAACUGUAUUGAACGAUGCGUUCUGAGACACGAUUUAGUGGAUUCUAUUGUAAACGUCGAAGGUUCGCUGCUUCUCGCUGCUUUAACGCGAGAGAUUCACCUCGUGGUCGAUGAUUGUUCGGAGUUCGAGCGUCAGAACAGAGAGCGCCUAUACCACCAGAUCCAGAUGUACACUCGGACCAUGAAAACGAAAGAUCGUCGCUCACAUGUGCGUACGUUUGUGACACAAGUCAAAACCAAUGCACGCACAGACUGGUGGCCCAAUCUUGCACGACUCCAGGCGUCCCACUAUCGCGCCAAGAACGACCGAUUACUCAAUUUGCUCUUAACCGGAUGGAGUGCGUUCGGUCAGGCUUGCGGGCUGGAAGAAGAGAAAGAACGAAGACGACAUCGACGCGAAGGGCGGACAUUCUGCUCCUGGCCCGCUUGCGAGUACAGCAUGGCGAAACCUUCGGUAAAAUUAUCCCUGUGCCAAGCAUGCGGAGAGGCGCAAUACUGUGGCCGAGAGUGUCAGAAGAAGGACUGGAAUCAAGGAGGCCACAAGAAACGGUGUGGGAAUAGGCUCAAGGCAGUCUAA